Molecule: messenger RNA, 1344 nt
Organism: Trifolium pratense (red clover)
Lineage: Eukaryota; Viridiplantae; Streptophyta; Magnoliopsida; Fabales; Fabaceae
Product: WAT1-related protein At5g40240-like
Exons: 6
Coding region: 130-1200 (356 amino acids)
Cellular component (GO): plasma membrane
Molecular function (GO): transmembrane transporter activity
Source: RefSeq, a predicted model, not a curated record
GUUAGUUCAAUCAUUUCAUGUCUACAAAGUUAGGUGACGAUGGUAAUGUUGAAAUCUUAAAGUACAGUACAGUGUGUGUGUGUGGCUAUAAGCUACUGAGAGCAACAGUGAAGACAUACUCAUUCUAAAAUGAAAAUGAAACAAUAUUUGCUGGAAUGUACUCCAUUUGCAGCAAUGGUGAUUGUAGAGUGCCUUGACGUGGGGUUGACCACAUUGAGUAAAGCAGCCAUGUCCAAAAAAGGAAUGAAUCAUUUCAUCUUUGUUCUCUAUUCCAAUGCUCUUGCCACUGUCAUUCUCCUCCCUUCCUCUUUCCUCAUCAACAGGACAACAAGACAACCCCUUUCUUUCUCCCUUCUUGGAAAAUUCUUCUUCCUCGGCCUUCUCGGCAUAACUAUCAUGCAGAAUUGUGUAUUCACUGGCAUAAGCUAUAGCUCUCCUACCCUUGGAUCUGCUAUGAGCAACUUGACUCCAGCAAUCACUUUUGUUCUAGCAGUCAUCUUCAGGAUGGAGAAGUUGGAUGUUGGAAGCUCAAUAAGCCAGAUCAAAAUUGUGGGGACUGUUGUGUCUAUCUCGGGAGCAUUUCUAGUGACCUUUUACAAGGGCGCUCCCAUUGGCAGCUUUCAAACUCGGCGUUCUACAUUGCAACCAUUGGUGUCUCUAUCCGCAGAAACCGGUAACUGGGUCAUUGGAGGUCUCUUCCUAGUCAUUGCCACUAUAUCUCUUGCAGCAUGGAAUAUUGCUCAGGCAGCAAUUCUUAAAGGAUAUCCAUCCCAGUUGACCAUAGUUGCAUUCUAUUGCCUGUUUGGAACAUUUCAAUGUGCAAUACUUUCUCUGAUUGUAGUCAAAGAUCCAAGUUCCUGGAUACUAAGUCCUGACAUUGAGCUAAUCUCCAUAAUCUAUUCAGCUAUUUUCGGAAGUGUGGUGACAUUUUCUGUACUUACUUGGUGCAUAGAUAGGAAAGGACCUCUAUUUGUUACCAUGUUCAAGCCUGUUGGGAUUGCCAUUGCUGCAUUUAUGAGUGUUGUCUUCCUUGGUGAAACACUCCAUAUUGGCAGUGUCAUCGGCGCACUAGUAAUCGCCAUUGGAUUUUACGCAGUAAUGUGGGCACAAUCUAGAGAGAAAAAUAUGAAAGGCCUUGAAGUUAAUGGAUUGCCAUCAUCCUCGUCUGCCCAAGAAAGUGCUCUACUAGAGUCUCCAUGACAGCAAGUACACAACCAGCGACUGCUGUCUGCUACGUCAGUUUAAAAACGAUGUAUUCACCACACCAACGUGGAAACAAACAGCUAUAAUUCGUUUUUUUAUUUCAAUAGGCAUCAGUGAUAAAGGCAUUUCUCUUUUUCAGGA